This is a messenger RNA of Marchantia polymorpha subsp. ruderalis, 2341 nucleotides long. The record is from the annotation of a GenBank genome assembly. Lineage: Eukaryota; Viridiplantae; Streptophyta; Marchantiopsida; Marchantiales; Marchantiaceae.
GCGUAAUCUGGGCAGGCGACGGGAGACGGGAGACGGGAGACGAGAGACGAGCUCGGGCCUGGCACCGGCAGCGAAUUGCGAGCGGAAUGGCGAUCGGGUGAGCGCCCCAACUGCGUGCGAUGCUGCGCUCCACGGGACGAGCUCUUGAGCGAGACGGAGCCGGACGAGGCCGAUUCUGCGAGUGCUUUUGUCGACGGGAUUCUUCGCAGCUGCUGCAGGCUUCGUGGUCGUUGUUGGCCUGCUGCUCGCUCGGUGCGUGAGUGCCCUCUCGUGCUCCUCUCCGUUUUUCGUGUGGAGCUCGCUCGCUCGCUCGCUUGCUUUUUGGCAAUUUGCAUUCUGGGUCGAAUUUGCGGAGCCGGUUAGGGCCUUGCGAGCUGAACGCGGGACGCGGUGGGAGGUGCGAUUGCCAUCCAUGGCAAUGACGGCGCAAGCUGUUGCGCCCUUGGGUGGAGGAUUGGGUUGCCCGAAGGCUGUGGUGUCGUCGGUUUCAUGUUCUCAGUCGUGUUCGGUGGGGUUUAAUGUGAACCGUCGCGUGAGCUGUAGCCUCAUCGCUGCAGACGCUUCGUCUCGCUCUCAGUAUCGUGUAGAAACGAGGAAGAUUCGGUUUUCGGACACUGAAUUGUGCGGGAGGCAACUUGUUUUGUUCAAGCGACGAAGCCCCGUGAGGCUGAGAAAUUCCUCACGACUGCAAGUUCGUGCUUCCGCUGUUUUCGACAAUCUCAGUACGAGCCUUGAAGCCGUGUGGGCAAAGCUUCGGAACCAAGAUGUUCUCACCAAGGACAACAUCAAAGAGCCAAUGCAGGAAAUUCGGCGGGCUCUUCUGGAGGCGGAUGUUAGUUUGCCGGUGGUUCGGAAAUUCGUCAAAUCUGUGACGGAGAAAGCUAUCGGCACUGGAGUUAUCAAAGGUGUCCGCCCUGAUCAACAGCUCGUGAAGGUCGUGAAUGACGAGCUGGUUAGCUUGAUGGGCGGUACUGCGGCCGGAAUCGAGUUCGCCAAAACUGGUCCGACUGUGAUUUUGAUGGCUGGGCUCCAGGGAGUGGGAAAGACGACAGCUUGCGGUAAGCUGGCUCUGUACUUCAAAAAGAAAGGCAAGAGUGUGAUGAUGGUGGCCACCGAUAUCUAUAGGCCUGCCGCCAUCGAUCAGCUGGUCACUCUCGGAGGUCAGGUGGAAGUUCCGGUCUUCGAAGCUGGAACGAACGUCAAGCCUGCAGAGAUUGCGAGACGCGGUUUAGCUGAGGCCAAGAAGAAAAAUAUCGACGUCGUGAUCGUGGACACUGCAGGGCGCCUUCAAGUCGACAGAGGAAUGAUGGACGAGCUGAAACAAGUGAAGAGCGCUGUGAACCCAACCGAAGUGCUGUUGGUAGUGGAUGCCAUGACAGGACAGGAAGCAGCGGCGUUGGUUGCUGCAUUCAAUUUGGAUUUGGGCAUCACCGGGGCCAUCCUCACGAAGUUGGAUGGAGACUCGAGAGGUGGAGCUGCCUUGAGUGUGAAAGAGGUAUCAGGAAGGCCCAUAAAAUUUGUCGGUGAGGGCGAGAGCAUGGCCGCACUGGAGCCCUUCUAUCCCGAUAGACUGGCGAGCCGGAUUUUGGGCAUGGGAGACGUGCUGUCAUUCGUUGAAAAAGCUCAGGAAGUUAUGGUGCAAGAAGAGGCCGAGGAAAUGCAGAAAAGGAUCAUGGAAGCGAAGUUCGACUUCAAUGAUUUCCUGAAGCAAACGCGAAAUCUCGCUCGAAUGGGCUCCAUGGGUGGCCUCAUGAAACUGAUUCCGGGAAUGAACAAGAUUUCUCCUCAGCAAAUCGCUGACGCCGAGAAGAGUUUGAAAGUGAUGGAAUCCAUGAUCAACUCCAUGACACCUAAGGAAAGGGGAGACCCCGAGCUCUUGGCGAAAUCUCCGGGAAGAAGGCGAAGAGUUGCAACGGGUUCAGGAAGAUCGCAAGAACAAGUGAGUCAACUUGUUUCGCAGCUAUUUCAAAUGCGAGCUCGCAUGAAGAAUCUUUCAGCCAUGAUGCAAGGAGGCUCGAUCCCCGGGCUUGGUGCAUUGGAGGAGCAGCUUCAAGGGCGGAAGGCUCCCCCUGGCACUGCCAAGAGGAGGAAGCCUAAAGUCGGAUUACAAGUAUCGUCUACAAGAAGCGCUGCGAAGGGCUUUGGAAGCAAAUAGCUCAGUGUGUAGAUUGUACAUCAUUCCAGAAAUCAUUGUAGACAUGUGAGUACGAAUAAGCUGAGAAUAUAUUCCGUUCUGCGGAAUUGGAGUUUUCCCGUCGGUCGUAAAAUGUAAAAUUUUUCAAUGUAAUUCGUCUAUUUUCCUUCAUUCGAUUCCAAAGGCGGGGAAAUUUCUACACUGGAG